CUUUUGCAGCCAACGCUCUUCCGAGAAUUUCCAAGGGGACCUCGGCCGGGAAGGGGAGGGAUCCUCCCACGCACGGGGAGACCGAAGGGCACCGCUCCCCGCGCCGCGCCCGCCGCCGAGCCCGGAGUGCGGACACCCCAGGGAUGUGAGUGCGCCCCCGACCCCGAGGCCCGCGCUCCACGCCCCGAUCCGCGCUCCCCUGGGAGAGAAGACACCCUCCCCACACAGGCCUGCACCCCAGAGGACCCCCUCCUGCGGUGCCCGCGCCUCCCCCAGGCCUGCCCGGAGCAUGCUGCCCGCGGCCAUGAAGAGCCUUGGCCUGGCGCUGCUGGCCUUGCUGUUGUGCCCCGCACCCGCACGGGGCCUGUGGUGUCAGGACUGCACUCAGGCCAACUCCAGCCGUUGCACUCCGAAGCAGUGCCAGCCCACCGACACCGUUUGUGCCAGUGUCCGGAUCACCGACACCAGCAGCAGCAGGAAGGAUCAUUCCGUGAACAAGAUGUGUGCUUCCUCCUGUGACUUCGUUAAACGGCACUUUUUCUCAGACUAUCUGAUGGGGUUCAUUAACUCUGGGAUCUUAAAAGUCGACGUGGACUGCUGCGAGAAGGAUUUGUGCAACCAGGCAUCUGCAGCAGGACGCAGCCCCUGGGCCCUGGCUGCCGGCCUCCUGCUCAGCCUGGGGCCUGUUCUCCUCUGGGCUGGGCCCUAAUGUUCCUUCCCUCCUCCUACAGGGCUUUGGAGCUUGUCCCCUGACCCUGUUGCUGCCCCUCUCCCAGCCUGGCCUGGCUGUGUCUGGGACAGCAAUAGCUCAGAAUCGAGGUUUGUGGCUCUCAACCUCCCCACAUGUGAGGCUUCUCCCCUCUCUCCACCAGCUCCAUAUCCCAGGUAGCUGGACCUCUCCAGGAGACCAGGCAUCCUGGAAGAAAGCUGGGGGCGGGGGUGAGGGCAGGGGGCUGGGCCCCCCAAGUCCCCAAGGGGAGGGGAGGCCAAGCCAGGGACAGCCCAGCAGCCUGGCAUGAGGGGCAUUAACUACAGAGAAAUAAAGUCACUUCUAAGUCCUGA
Messenger RNA from Nannospalax galili (Upper Galilee mountains blind mole rat), 1062 nucleotides. RefSeq names its product lymphocyte antigen 6 family member H (gene Ly6h). Gene Ontology annotation, cellular component: plasma membrane. The transcript has 6 exons. Gene Ontology annotation, molecular function: acetylcholine receptor binding; acetylcholine receptor inhibitor activity. Lineage: Eukaryota; Metazoa; Chordata; Mammalia; Rodentia; Spalacidae. The coding region runs from base 290 to 709 and encodes 139 amino acids. The record is from RefSeq and is a predicted model, not a curated record. Gene Ontology annotation, biological process: acetylcholine receptor signaling pathway.